Molecule: messenger RNA, 555 nt
Organism: Euleptes europaea (tarantolino)
Lineage: Eukaryota; Metazoa; Chordata; Lepidosauria; Squamata; Sphaerodactylidae
Gene: ANKRD66
Product: ankyrin repeat domain 66
Exons: 4
Coding region: 1-555 (184 amino acids)
Molecular function (GO): protein binding
Source: RefSeq, a predicted model, not a curated record
AUGACAGAGCUUCACCAGGCUGUGGCAGCAGGCAAUUGCGAUUUAGUGGACGAGAUCCUCAAGAAAGGGCAGUGUGACCCGAAUGGCAAAGAUGCAGAUUGGAAUGACCGGACCCCGCUGCAUUGGGCAGCAUCCAAAGGAACGUCACGGAUAGUAAAACGACUCGUGGAGCACGGGGCUCGCCUGGGCUUGAGAACAGACGCAGGGUGGACCCCAGCUCAUUUUGCUGCGGAGUCGGGGAAGCUGGGGGUGCUGAGGACGCUGCACUCUUUACACACUCCUAUGGACGCUGCAGAUCUCUACGGGGAUACGCCGAAGCGGAUGGCGGAGAUCUAUGGUCACAAAGAUUGCGUCAAGUUCUUAGAAACGGCUGAAGUAGAGUGCAGGGAGUAUCGCCGGGCAGCAAAACUAAAGGGAAUUCAGUUGGAUGAAACCGAUGAAGAGUGGGAGCUGAAGAAGGACAAACUUUUGAAAAGUAAACCGCCCACUCAGAAAAAACCCUCCAAAAAGUGUAUAAUUCCACCAACUAAAGUGAAGUCUACCUACUUAGGGUAA